Molecule: messenger RNA, 2355 nt
Organism: Symbiodinium sp. CCMP2592
Lineage: Eukaryota; Dinophyceae; Suessiales; Symbiodiniaceae
Source: the annotation of a GenBank genome assembly
AUGGCUGGUGUGCCAGAGAAGGUGGUCCAAGAAGUGGAGGCCAUGAUGGCUUCCACUGCGCCAGUGAAUUCGAAGGUGGACCAGAUCGUCCAGCUUCUAAGGACACAUGGCCUUGCCCACGACCAAGUUCUGACUCCAAGUCAGCUCUUGGUCCACCCAGAAAACCGAGGCAAGUCCAUGGUGUCCUACUACGACGUCUGGUCCAAGGGCAGCCAGAUGACCAGUGUCGCCUUCCAGCCCAAGCUGCUCGACGGCCAGACCAUCUGCACCCAAAUGGCCACGGCCGAGACCAAGAGACUUGCCCAAGUGCAAGCCAACAGCCAACUGGUCUCUGAGGCCAAGGGCCAUCUGGCACCAGUGAGUGGCCAGGAAGGCUUCCUCUCCCUUGCAGGGGGCCACAGUGUGGCCUUCCUCCGAUGGUGCUGGAUCGUGCUGGCAGCAUCCAUUGAGGAAGCCAUGCCACAACUUCCAAACUUUAUUCAGCAUGCUGCCAACUCGUCGAACUCAAUAUCCAAAGCCAUCAACGAGUUGGAGGUUGCCCUCCAUGUGGCCACUGCAUUUGAGAAGGGCUUGAGCCUUCCAGAUGCCAUCCAGCAGGCCAGCCAAAGCGACGACAUGAGAUGCCGUGCCAGUGUCCCCGCCAUCGCCAAAUUCGUCCAGAACUUCGGCGGUGGCAGCCAGGGGUUUCCACUCCUCCAUUUCCUUGCCAAUUUUGGGAAGCAGUUUAAUGCCACACUUUUGGUGGGAACCGAGCUCAUGUCCACCCUGGUGGCAGGCCGGGAAACCAAGCACUGGCAAUCUCUCCAAGCCAUCUUGACUGCCUAUACCAAGGAGAUCCAAGACAGCUCGGCGGGAGAUGCCAUUGCGGACCAGGCCAGCACACAGACGGGCAUGCAGGUGACGGAUGUCUUGGCGGCCAGGCACAAGACCAUAGCUUUGCUCCAAAACCACCACAUGGAAAUGGGCAAGUUGUACACCACCAAGGAGCACGGUGCCAAGGUGUUCAAGCUGACGGAUAUGACGGACGACCAUGCCAGCAUGACUCACAAGCCACUCUUCCAAGAUGAGGAAGAAGUCCAUGUGCCAUUGCAGAAGCUGCCAAUGUGGAAGGCCACCAAGGCCAUGAUGCCGAUGUUGUGGUCCCAGGAUCUUGCCAGGGAAGGAAUGAUGGCGAAGCUUCUGUUGGAGGAGCGGGCCAGGUCGGAGGUCCAGCUGGCUCUCCACAGAGCGGCGGAAAGGCACCAUGUGGAUGCCCAGACCAUCGCUUUCGGCCAGAACCCCCAGGGGUUGUUUGCGAUCAAGGCAAUUCGCAAAACCAUUCGUUUGGUUCCACUGGGCACGGUGAACAAAGCCAAGUCGACCGCCAAGGAAACGAAGCUCCUCAUCCAGCACGGCGGCCACAGCUGGACCAUUGGGCCCUUCCGCCAGAAUGCGCAGUUCGAAGCAGACAGUGCGUUUUGCUUGAUUCCAUAUUUCUGGUGCAAGCCCACGAGCGAGACCUCCGAGGUCACCAUGGUUCACUCCACGGUCGUCGAGAUUGGGAUUACCAUCCCAUGCUUGGAGAAUCCUGCUCCGCUGGAGCAGCACCAGCCGCUUUUGUUCCUGGCGGCCCAUGCCGAAGCUUCCGAAGCAGACCACGGCGAGCCAGAGCCAUCAGAGGCCGAGCCUAAAGCCAAAGCCAAGGCCAAGGCGAAGGCCAAGGCCAAAGAGCAGAGCAGUCUGCAGGACCACUUUGCGGGCAAAAGGACCAGCGGCACCACCGGCAUAACCGGCACUCCUCUCCGCUUGAACCCAAAGUGGGUGCCCAUGUGGUUCGGUGCCAGCCUCCGGGUGCGGACCUUUCUUCUCCAUGCCCGCGAGACCAUGGAGGAGUUCCAAGUGUCCAUGGAGCCAUCCACGGCAUCCACGUCCUUCCAAACCUGGCUUCAAGCUCAAUUGGUGGCUGUGCAUGAAGCCACCCAUGGUGACCAAGGCUCCAAUGCUGAUCUCACCAGAAUAAUCAAAGCACCCGCCAUGAAGGCCCAGCAGGAGUCCAAGGCCAAGGUCUCCAAGCACUCCAUGAAGAAGCCGGCCACCAGCAAGACCACCAAGAAGCCAGAGGAGAAGCCGGCCAUGGAGCCCAAGGAGGAGGCCAUGACCAAGGCCCAGCUCGAGGCCAUGCUUGGCCCAGGCUUCGACGAGGAGCCAGACUUCGAGGAGCCCAUUGGGGGCCACCUGGCUCUCCACUGCACCAAGCCAGAGUGUCCCAGCUGGAUCUGGGCCCACAAGCUCUACCACAAGAAGUUGUGCAGUGUGUGCGGCCAGCUGUGGUUCAAGUCCUAUGUGGACCACGGGGCCAAACUCCAGUGGCGCUAA